CAGACACUUGAUCGACUGUGAGCAAACAUGGAGCUGGACAGCUUGAGGGGUCUGAGAGAGAAAUUCACACUUCGUCAUGCUAUCAUCAGAGAGUUUCUAGCGGAAUUCCUCGGGACAUUUGUGCUUAUACUUUUUGGCUGUGGCUCAGUGGCACAGGCUGUGCUCAGCAGAGGAGCUGUGGGUGAACCGCUCACCAUCCACAUUGGCUUCACCACAGGAUUGAUGCUAGCUGUCUAUGUGUCAGGAGGUGUAUCAGGAGGACAUGUAAACCCAGCUGUAUCUCUAGCCAUGGCAGUCUUAGGGAAGUUUCCCAUUAAGAAAUUUCCAGUGUAUGUGGCUGCCCAGUUCAUUGGUGGUUUUGCAGGCUCUUGUACAGUCUUUGGACUAUACUACGAUGCCCUCAUGGACUACUCCAAUGGAGAGCUGCUGGUCACAGGUGAAAAUGCCACCGCAAACAUCUUUGCCAGCUAUCCAGCAAAGCAUCUUUCAGUCCUUAAUGGGUUUUUUGAUCAGGUCGUUGCCACUGCAGCUUUAGUGCUGUGCAUCCUGGCCAUUGUGGACAAGAAAAACAUUGGAGCCCCUAAAGGAAUGGAGCCACUUCUCAUUGGUUUCACCAUCCUGGCCAUUGCAGUGGCCAUGGGUCUAAAUUGUGGCUAUCCCAUCAACCCUGCACGAGACUUGGGACCUCGUCUCUUUACUGCUGUGGCAGGCUGGGGGGUGGAGGUGUUCAGAGCCGGUGGUGGCUGGUGGUGGAUCCCAGUUGCUGGUCCAAUGGUGGGAGGGGUGUUGGGAGCGAUGAUCUACUACCUGCUGAUUGAGCUGCACCACCUGCCAGAGGAAAAGCAUGAGGAGAAGAGCAAUGUUAAGGACAAGUAUGAAAUGAUAACCAUGAGCUAGACAGAAGCCAAAUGGACUCUGUCUCUAAUUCAUCUCCAUCAUACUCCUAAUGAUGUAAGCUACAAUGAAGCAAUGCUAAAACCCUGAAUUAUAUAAAGAUAUUAUCCAGAUAUCAUUCAGGGAUUAAUGCCGCCUGCAAAUGCUCAUUAAAUAGUCUUAUCUGUCACUUAUAAACUCAUUAUUACUGAAUCCUUGUCACCAAUAUUGUUACCUAUUGUGAUCUAUUUUUCGUAUUUUCCUAAUAUUUUACUCCACUGUAUAUUUUUCACAGUAUAAACAAUGAUUGAGCAUGUAAACUAGUAUUUAUCACCAUAAUUUGCACUUACUAAUUAAAUAUUAAAAUAUGAUUACACAAGUUAGAUUCAGAGCAAAAUAAUUAUGUACCAUAAACCAGUGAAUUGUAUUCUACAGAAUAAUGUGGUAAAUUUCAAGCGUUUUGUGUGUGGGUGUGUGUGUGUGUGUGUGUGUGUGUGUGUGUGUGUGUUCGUAUGUGUGUGUGUGUGUUUCUAUGCUGUGUUAAAUGAAAUAGAACUGAGAUUCUGCCUGAGAUAAAUGAGAGGCCAUUGACCUCUAGAAAGACAUCAAAUGCUUUUCAACAGCAGCUAUAGUAAAGAGCUCAUAUGUUAUGCAACAUAUUAGACAAGAACUUUGAUUUCCCGUCUAAAAACAUCGAAAAAUAACAGGCUUCAAAGCGCAGUGUUAAACCAUAUAGUUAAAUUAUUUAAGUUAUUGUUGUGCUUAACAGUGUCCAAAUUGUGUGAGGGCCAUGUCCUCAACUCCUCUGACACAUGAAGAAGAAUUCACCAAUGCCUGCCUUCUCAUUUAAACAGUCUCUGUCUGAAUUCUUAGGCCUAAUUUGGCCCAAAAUUAUUUACAUUUAAACUCGGGUACAAUACUGUAUACUUUUGCCCUAUGUUUGCUGUUCUAAGGGUAUUUCACUGAUAAUAACUUGUAACU
This is a messenger RNA of Tachysurus vachellii, 1854 nucleotides long. RefSeq names its product aquaporin 9b (gene aqp9b). The transcript has 6 exons. Gene Ontology annotation, molecular function: glycerol channel activity; urea transmembrane transporter activity; water channel activity. NCBI's taxonomy places the organism in Eukaryota, Metazoa, Chordata, Actinopteri, Siluriformes, Bagridae. The record is from RefSeq and is a predicted model, not a curated record. Gene Ontology annotation, cellular component: plasma membrane; basolateral plasma membrane. The coding region runs from base 28 to 897 and encodes 289 amino acids. Gene Ontology annotation, biological process: water transport; glycerol transmembrane transport.